This is a messenger RNA of Fimicolochytrium jonesii, 1129 nucleotides long. RefSeq lists its product as uncharacterized. Bases 88 to 1041 code for a protein of 317 amino acids. The transcript is spliced from 2 exons. Lineage: Eukaryota; Fungi; Chytridiomycota; Chytridiomycetes; Spizellomycetales; Powellomycetaceae. Gene Ontology annotation, molecular function: protein binding. The record is from RefSeq and is a predicted model, not a curated record.
CCAGGACGCUUUCUAAGUUUCCAGCGCCAGUCCAAUUCCCAAACAGCUCAGAAUUUUUGGCCGACGUCCAACACAAGAACAGUACACAUGACUAACAUCGAAGACCCUCGGGAGGAGGCUCUUCGUGAAGCAGCGGCAGUCGGUCUUCUGGACAAAUGCACCCAUUACCUCCAAGCAGGCACCAACCCGAACGCAGUCAACAAAGUCAACCAAUGGACCGCCUUGCACUGGGCAGCAAAACGUGACCAGCCGGGUGCCGUGAGACUACUCCUCCAGUACGGCGCAGAUGCCAGUGUGAAGAACGCAAAAGGGGAGCUGCCAGUCGAUCUCGCCAAAGGGGCGGAGGUGAAGGAGUUGUUGGGCGCCGGCGUUGGGAGAGGCGAAAGCGCCACGCUGAAGGAGGAAGAGACCGAAGGGAAGGCGUUUGUGCCGAGUUAUUUGGCCAGCCCGCCAAUUGCCGCGCUGUAUUCGGAACAGAAUUCGGGGAUCUCUGUUCCUGUGGUGCCGGAGAAGAGGCAACCCCCGACGAUAACGAAACGGACAUCCGGAGUUGUCAAUCAGGAGUCGGCACAGACGUUGAAACCUUUGGGUCAGGCUGCACCUGUGCCAAAUCCAAUUGAAACCAAACGUAAAGACGAUGGAGAACUGGUGGAACUGCUGGUCUACCUCAACGACUACAACCUGUCCCGCCCCAACGCCUAUCUGCACGGCGCACUCCUGGCGCCCGCAAACGAACGUCUUUCCGAGACAGUGCAACGGCUGCGCGACGAGAUGGAUGGGUUACCGGAGAGCAUCGCCAUAACGAGGGUGUCUCAAAGCAUGGACCAUCGGUUUGGUCCGCGGUUUACUGCAAAACAACUGUGGGUUCCGAUCAGUUCGAAGCAGUACCACAACAGGACGUUUAGCCACUUCAAGAAGGGGGAUGUCAUGCUUGUCCGGGAUGCUGGGAAGAAGGGCAAUCGUUCGGCCGCCAAAGGGGAUGUGAAGACCUUCAUCGUCAUGUUCGUCUUACUGCUUGUUUUCAUUUCUUUCGGCCCUUAACUAAAUAGAGUAGCGAUGAGUGUCAGUGCGGAGUCCCGAAGCCGGCCCGGAAUGGUAUUGAUACCUAUAUUUACGGAGUACCAUACGG